AUGACGCCUCACCCUGUCCAUCAUGACGAAGAAACUAAUCAUGCGGGCAACUGUGAUCAGAAUUCCGAAGCCAGUGUUUCUUUGACCAAUUCAAAAACAAGUCGAUCACCAACCAGCAACAGGAGAAGAAUUCUUGUUCCAGAAACUCAAGAAACUGAUAGCGCCAAGAUUAUGCAGUCCAUUUCCAAGUUUCUAUUGUUGGAUUCAUCUUCUCGGAAAGGAAUUCAAAAGAAGUCAUCUUCAUCAUCCACACUUUCUUCGAAUAAUAAUUACAAUAAUCGAAUUUCAAUUGCAUCGACCGGGCUUGGAAAUGAAAUUGUAAAUUUAACAUCAAAAAAGACCAAUGUCAUUGAGCAAGAAAAUGGUGUAUCCACCACAACUAUGAGCAAUUCUAAUCGUUCGGAAUUGAUUCUAGAAGAAGCACCUGAUGAGAAUGUACCAACUUCUGGCAUACAAGUCCUUCAGAACCUAUUUGAACAACGAUUUCUGGAAAAUCAAAUGGAUCACUUGACUAUGUAA
Molecule: messenger RNA, 519 nt
Organism: Naegleria lovaniensis
Lineage: Eukaryota; Heterolobosea; Eutetramitea; Acrasida; Naegleriidae
Exons: 2
Coding region: 1-519 (172 amino acids)
Source: RefSeq, a predicted model, not a curated record